Molecule: messenger RNA, 942 nt
Organism: Fusarium poae
Lineage: Eukaryota; Fungi; Ascomycota; Sordariomycetes; Hypocreales; Nectriaceae
Exons: 1
Coding region: 1-942 (313 amino acids)
Source: RefSeq, a predicted model, not a curated record
AUGUUUGGGGGGAGCACCAGCAUCAACUUCAAUCCUGAUACGGAUAUCCCUGCAUUGACGGGUAAGGUGAUCUUGGUCACAGGAGGCAACAAUGGACUCGGCAAAGAAUCAAUCUUGCAGCUAGCAAAGAAUGAGCCUGCUGAGAUCUGGAUGGGGGCCCGCAAUGCCGAGAAAGCACGCACGGCCAUCAACGACAUUCAGAAGGAGAUACCUAAAGCAGUGUCUAUCAACUUCCUCCAUAUGGACCUGGGAUCCUUUGCAAGUAUCUCCAAGGCCGCAAACACCUUCAGAAAGCAAGCAUCGCGCCUGGACAUUCUGAUGCUAAAUGCUGGCAUCAUGAUCACGCCUGCUGGAUUGACCGAAGAUGGAUACGAGAUCCAAUUUGGCACCAACCAUAUGGGGCAUGCCUUACUCACCAAACUAUUGCUGCCAACUCUUAUCAACACUGCCAGCCUGCCAGACUCCGACGUUCGCGUUGUUGUGCUUUCAUCCGAAGCCCAUAACAUGGCGCCAAGCGAAGGCAUACUAUGGGAGACACUGAAAACAGAAGCCAAUGGCAUCGCUACCCGCGCUCGAUAUGGACAGAGCAAAUUGGCAAAUAUCCUUCACGCCCGGGAGCUCACUAAGCGAUAUCCCAAAAUCAAGGCCGUCUCUGUCCACCCCGGCAUGGUGAAGACAAACUUGGGCCAUGAAACAGCCAGCCAGAGCAUUGUGAUAAGAACCGCCCUAACUGUUGCUAGAGCAGUUGUUGGCGUAGACGCCGCUACUGGAGCGCUGACUCAGCUAUGGGCAGCGACAGGGAAAGGCGUUAAGGCUGGAGAGUAUUAUGAGCCUAUCGGUAUUACAGGCCGUGGCAGCAAGUGGACCACGGAUGAGGAACUAGGGGUUAAGCUGUGGAAAUGGACCGAGAGUGAGAUUGAGGAUUAUAAAGUGGAGAAGUAA